AUAUUCUGACCAACGGUGUAACCAAGUACUUUGUGUGCUUACACUUUUUCCCUUCGAAAGUUGUAUUAAAUUUUCUAAUUGUUAUUGAUAAUAAUACAUUUAUAAAUAAAUUUUAAAAAAAUUAAUGUGAAAGAACGUAUAAGAUGAGAGUGGGAGGAUCAACGAUCCUUCUCUUUUUGUAACGAUUUAUCUUCUAUAUAAAACAAGUGUCUCAACAGGAGUUUGCUUAGUAAAAUAAAUUACUCGUCAGAGCUCUCAAAAGCGCUCGCGCUUCAUUCAACUAUUUAUAUUAUACAUUAUUCAAGUUUAUCACAAUUAGUUUUGUUAACAAAAUAUGAAACUUAAAAUAUCAAUUUGCAUACUACUAACAUGUACUCCAAUAGCUAUUUGUUUAGCCCAAAAAAAAAUGGUUGUUAUAGUACCACGUCAAGUGCGUCGUGCUGCAGGAUCACCAUGGCGUCAAUUUUCUCGUCAUCCCCAAUUUGUUGACAAUGAAAUUUUACAAUCAGCAUCAACACGCGGUCAUCCUAAUCCUACAGCUUACUUACAACCCCCAUAUAAUUUUAUUAACACUAAAACUCCUUUUCGUUUGAACAAAGACGUUAUACCGCCUCCAUCGCCACCACCAUUAUUACAACAACAACAACAACAACAACAACAAUAUAACAGUGUUGAUGACAAUUUAAAUAAUCACGAACAAGUUAAUCAUAUAUUAGUACCACAUGGCAAAAGAAUAACUCAUGGUAUAUCAUUUGGUAAAGGUUAUAUACCUCAUGAAUCAUUAAUGUAUCAUCAAACUAAUAGUUUUUUAUCGCCACAAGAUAAUCAUUCAGCACAAUCAGCAACGCAAUUGACAACUCAAAACCAUAAUGAAUAUUUUCAUAAUAAUAAUAAUAAUAAUAAUAAUAAUCAUGAUGAUUCAAUGAAUGAAAAAACAAUCAAUGAAAUACAAUCAUUAAUUUUAAAAGCAAAACAACUUGGACUACUUGCUAAUGAUGAUUAUUAUUAUGGUAACAAUGAAAAAUCAUCCAUAAAACGUGGGACCGAUGAAUCUAUUUUAAAUAAUAAUAAAGGAUUUGUUAUACAUGAUACACUAGUCUUUGAUGAUUAUAAUAAAAAAAUAACAGAGUUGGCGAAAAAUUGGCCUAGACAUUUAACUUCAUCGGGAUUUAACUUAAAUAACAAUAAUUAUGAUAACAGCUAUAAAAAUUUAGGAAGAAUAAAUGUAGCAGAAUUAUCUCAACAUUUAACAGGACACAAUAUUAAUUUCGAUAAUUAUGAAUCGAUUAAUUCUUAUAUAAACCAUAGUCCUUCAGGAUAUGCAGUAAAAGAACAAGUUGAAGAUAUUCCUCAAGAUAAUACUCAUCGUUACAAACCAAUUGUUCAAACACCCCCAAAUCAAAGUCCUGUUGCUACAGCAGCCGCUAUUAUUGCUACUGGCGCACAAGUUGUACCACAUAUUGAACAUGAAAAUUCAAAUUUAACUCCUGGUUAUUUUUCAUUACACUCACCCUCUACGAUUUAUAAUAAAUAAAUUAUUUUAAUAAAUAUAAAGGGCAUUUGAUAAAUUUAAUGUUGUAUAUAUAUAUAUCACUACCAAAGUUCAAGUCUGACAAUUAUGUUAUUUUUCUACUUUCGAUGAGGCUUAUGAGUAUUUUUUUUUUCAACUAUU
Messenger RNA from Microplitis mediator, 1672 nucleotides. Its product is annotated as probable cyclin-dependent serine/threonine-protein kinase DDB_G0292550. NCBI's taxonomy places the organism in Eukaryota, Metazoa, Arthropoda, Insecta, Hymenoptera, Braconidae. The transcript has 4 exons. The coding region runs from base 335 to 1534 and encodes 399 amino acids. The record is from RefSeq and is a predicted model, not a curated record.